UCAUCAAUAAUGUCAAGUCAAUAAAUAAAUUCUUUUUUGUCGAUAGGUUUUGAUGUCGUGUUAAAUUGCAAAAUACGAAAACAAGGCGAAAUUCCUAAAAGAUUUUGAAUAAAUAAUAAAAUAUACUAAGUAUUAAAACAAAAUUAUAAGCAGAUAUACACCCAUAUAACAAUUUAUAUUGGUUAAGUGAUAGACAGCUGGCUUGUGGGAUUUAGUGCAAUACUCGUAAUAACGCUAAAGUUCCAGUAUAGUUCAUAAUGUCUGACGAUGCUGAACAGCAGUCUGAGGAGAUAGAAGUACUGAAAUCAAUUUAUGAAGGUGAUGAUAACUUCAAACAAGUUGACUCAAAAACUUAUCAAUAUAAGUACUUUGAUGGAGACAAAUCAUUUGUCCUGGAGAUAUCUUGGGGGCCAACAUACCCAACAGAAAAACCAAACUUUAAUUUGGAUAUCUUCUACAACCAGUCCUUAUUACAGCCAGUUAAAGAAAAAAUAUUAAGUAUAGUUGAUGCGGAGGCGGAGCAAUGGCUCGGCUGUGCAAUGACUUACACCCUUUUCGAGUGCUUGAAGGAGAGGCUGGCGGAGAUCCUCGCUGACCAGACUGAAGAGGUGGUUGUGGCUACCAGAGUAGAGAAAAUUGUUAUUGAUGACCAGACUGAACAAAAGAAACCAGAAAAGAAGGAGCAGUUAACGAAAGCGCAGAAGAGGAGAGCGUGGGAUAAGGCAGAGAUCGGCAGGGCGGGCGAAAAGCCUCGGGGUUGGGACUGGGUCGACAUAGUCAAGCAUUUAUCUCAAGUACCUCACACUCCGGCGUCAUGACACUCAUUCCUAUGAACAUGGAAUCACGCUGCCAAGAAACUUAUAGGUAUGGCUGGAGGCUAGCGUGCACCGUAAAUUCAAUUAAUACUCACGAAGAUGUGUAAUAUGGCUGUGGCUCUUUUUCACGUGUCAAAUAAAAAAUAUUGCGACAUUAAAGGAUAAUAAAGCAUUUCUGUGGUUCUUACAGUUGCCUCCAGUCAUAAUCCUACAAGCUUCUUGCACGUGCUUAUUUGACACUUGUAUAACGGUGCUCUGUCUAAAAAUGUACAGUCAAGUCCUAUGAAAGUAUCUUUACACUUUCAUAAGUUCUUAGCAAAAUAAUGGCAUAAAAGAUUUUUGAAAAUAGGUCCAAUAUUGGUGAUUAAACUGCAUUUUAAUUAGGUAAUUAUUAUUUUUGACUGUUUGAUAAUUAAAUAAAUAAUGAAUCUCAAAUCUUUUCUACUUUUAUUUUGCAUGGAAUGUUAUGAAGUCAACAAGUUAUAGCCUAGCAUUUGCCAUUUUAAAUACAAUUCUUCUUUUCCAAAUAAUUGGUUAGACAGUUGUAUAUACCAGGUUGUACCUAUUUCAAAAGUCUGAUUGGUUAGAUCAUUUCAAUGAGAAGUUGCAGAAAUAGAGAAAUCACAAGUUAUAUUUUUUUGGCGUCAACUGUACAUUUAAGCAACCAUAAUUAUUUUAUUAAUAUAUCUUUAAUGUUAAAAUAA
This is a messenger RNA of Helicoverpa zea (corn earworm), 1519 nucleotides long. Its product is annotated as RWD domain-containing protein 4. NCBI's taxonomy places the organism in Eukaryota, Metazoa, Arthropoda, Insecta, Lepidoptera, Noctuidae. The transcript has 5 exons. The record is from RefSeq and is a predicted model, not a curated record. Gene Ontology annotation, molecular function: protein binding. The coding region runs from base 258 to 818 and encodes 186 amino acids.